Molecule: messenger RNA, 3927 nt
Organism: Drosophila grimshawi
Lineage: Eukaryota; Metazoa; Arthropoda; Insecta; Diptera; Drosophilidae
Gene: hep
Product: dual specificity mitogen-activated protein kinase kinase hemipterous
Exons: 12
Coding region: 70-3639 (1189 amino acids)
Biological process (GO): protein phosphorylation
Molecular function (GO): protein kinase activity; ATP binding
Source: RefSeq, a predicted model, not a curated record
CCCACAAGACCGACAGUGCUGCCGGCGCCAGCGUCAGGUAUCGGCGUAUUUGGCCCGCCUACCAGAAUUAUGCGCCCAACGCCCAAUCUGCCCAUAAAUGAAUCCGGUACAUCGGGGACAUUCCGAAAACGAAUGAUGUUGCCACUGCCGACACAGGCACAUCCCUCGGAAACGGAAACGGAUAAAAAAUUGAAGAUGAUCAUGGGCCAAACGGGCAAAUUGAAUAUCAAUGACCGGCAAUAUCCGACAGACAUCCGUGAUCUGCAGCAUCUGGGCGAUCUGGGCAAUGGUACAAGUGGCAAUGUCGUCAAAAUGCUCCACUCGACCAGCAACACAAUAAUCGCCGUUAAACAGAUGCGACGCACCGGCAAUGCCGAGGAGAACAAACGCAUUUUAAUGGAUCUGGAUGUGGUGCUGAAAUCGCACGAUUGCAAAUACAUUGUCAAAUGUCUGGGCUGUUUCGUUCGUGAUCCAGAUGUCUGGAUAUGCAUGGAGCUGAUGUCCAUGUGCUUCGACAAGCUGCUCAAACAGUCAAAGAAGCCGGUACCAGAGCCCAUCCUCGGCAAAGUCACUGUGGCGACGGUUAACGCAUUGUCCUAUCUGAAGGACAAGCACGGCGUCAUCCAUCGUGAUGUGAAACCCUCAAACAUUUUGAUCGAUGAGCGCGGCAACAUAAAACUUUGCGAUUUUGGCAUCAGCGGUCGCCUGGUGGACUCCAAGGCGAAUACACGUUCCGCUGGCUGUGCAGCCUACAUGGCGCCGGAACGGAUCGAUCCGAAGAAACCAAAGUAUGAUAUACGCGCCGAUGUUUGGUCGCUGGGCAUAACGCUUGUGGAAUUGGCCACAGCACGCUCCCCGUACGCGGGCUGCAAUACGGACUUUGAGGUGCUCACCAAGGUGCUGGACUCGGAGCCGCCAUGCCUGCCCUUUGGCGAGGACUACAAUUUUAGUCAGCAGUUUCGUGAUUUUGUCAUCAAGUGCCUCACCAAGAACCAUCAAGAUCGUCCCAAAUAUCCGGAGCUGCUGGCCCAGCCUUUCAUCAAGAUCUACGAGCAAGCCAAAGUCGAUGUGCCCAGCUGGUUUCAGAAUGUUGUCGACUCCGCUGCGGGCAGGCGGCUGCGCGCCAAUGGUGACUCCACGUUGACGAGUAACCAGCCAAAACACCCAAACAACAAUGUCCAAACCACAUGCGAAAUCCUUUUUUGUGGUCUGAUGUCUGCUGUAUGCGUGUGUGUGUGCGCGCGUGUGUGUGUGUGUGCGUGUGUAACAACAACAACAACAUUCAACUAUUUGAGCAGCGGUGGCAGCAACAGCAGCAGCAGCGCCAGUGCCAGUCCCAUCUCGCCACCGGGUGGCAGCAACAACAACAUCAACAGCGACAACAACAUCAAUAAGCUCUAUCGCAAAUCGCCAUUUAUGCAACGCAAAUUGAGCAAUGGUUCGCAUUACAAAUACUGCGAUGAGAGCCCCAAAAAGGAAUCGGUUUUCAGCAGCAUUGGUCAAUCGAUUCUACGCAAUUUGACCACAUCGCCCUUCAGCCAAAAGAAACACCAGUCAAUUGCGACAACCGUCACAACACCAAUACAGUCAAAGGCCACAACACCAAUUGAACCAAUGACACCAACAGCAACAACAACACUGCCGCAUAGUAAGCAACAAACUCCGACUGAGAAGUGGCGUUUGCCAGCAGCAGCAGCAGCAGGAGAACCAACAACAGCAGCAGCAAGGACAACGGAUACAAUGUUGUUUUAUGACACCUGUGAUAAUAGUAAAAUUGUUAAUGUCGCCACUGAAUUGAGCUUGCCGCUAAUAACAGAGCCAACGAUAGCAACGGCAACAGCAACAACGUUGCAGCUGAACAAUCAACAGCAGAUGCAACACCAACAGCAACAGCAGCAGCAGCAGCAACAGCAACGACUACAACCAGGCAAUCAGAGUCCCAUAGUGCUGCAACGCUUUUAUCAUCAACAGAAUCAGUUGCGCGAAAAGGAGGCUGCCGAGCGGCAACAUCAUCAGCAACAUCAUCAGCAACAUCAUCUGCAACAUCAGCAUCAGCAUCAGCAACAGCAACAGCAACAUCAGCAACAGCAACAGCAACAUCAGCAACAGCAACAUCAGUCACAUCAUUAUCAUUAUCAUCAGGCGGCUGCGCCACGUCCGUCGCCCGGCACGAGCACGAAUCCGUUUCACAGCAAUUAUGUGGCGCCUCCCACAUGCGGCCGCUCCCCCUCCCACUCGAACAUGUGCUCCGCUGCUUCGUCGUCGUCGCACUCGCACUCCACUUCUAGUCAAUCGUCUACGCAAUCGACGUGCUCUCAAAUUGCAAUUGCAGCACCAUCAACAGCAGCAGCAGCAGCAGCAACAACAGCAACAACAACAGCAAAAGCAGCAACAUUCCCACCGCCAGCCGCUGGACACUUUGGUGUGGGCAAUGCAACACAAUUGCAAUAUCAACCGUUGCCACUAACGCCAACAACAACAACAACAGCAACAACAUCUCCAGCAGCAGCAGCAACAAUUGAGAAUACUCCAUUUGGCAGCCAGCCUGCCAGAGCAACAACAGACCAAAUGCAAUCGGAUUAUGCUCCAGCAACUGUUGGUCCUGGUGUUCCUGGUGCUCCUGGUGCUUCUGGUGCUUCUGGUGCUGGAACUUCAUCCGUGCUGACGGGCAGCAAGCUGAGCAAGUUGUACGCACGGCGUCAGCUGCUCGGCCAGACAACAACAACAACAACAAGCGGUGGCAGCAGCAGCUGCAGCAGCAGCUCCAAUCCAGAUGCCAGGGAGCAGCUGAUCUAUUCCAGUAAUGCCGAAUCGGGCUGGUUCCAUACACUCGCUGGCGCGAUGAAGCGACAAUUUGCGACCUAUGUUAAAACCCAAUUGAAUUCCACAGCGACGAUGACGUCCCCAGUCUCAAAUGGCAUUAAUGAGCAGCUAAAUCUUAACCUCAAUCUCAAUCUAAAUCUGGAAACGGCGCUGGCGCCUCAACCACAACCACAACCACAACAGCAGCAACAACAACCACAACCACAACAACCACCAGCACCGCCAGCUUAUCGCAGCAUUAGUCUUAACAAUGGAAGCAGCACAGGGAAAUCAUAUUAUUAUCGGACACUCUCCGCUGCCAGCAGCAGCAGCAGUCAUAGCUACAAUACCAGCCAAAGCACCUCACCGACCACAGAGCCACUAGCGGGCAGUGGUGUCCCAGGCGGUGCUGCAGCUGGUCACGGUGCUGUCACCAGCGGCUUUUUGCGUCGCUAUGCAAGCAGUGGUGGUGUUGGUGGUGUUGGUGUUGCUGGUGGAGGAGGAGGAGGAGUUGGAGUUGGUAGCGGGGGCAGCAAUAGCACACCACCCAGUCCGCAUCUGCUUGCGGGUCUGGAUCGUCGACACCGGAGUCCGGAUCCGCCGCCGCGCUACAAUCGCGGACAAUCGCCGCUGCUGCUGCGCAAGAAUUUGCUCGAGCUGAGCGGACAAGCGUCGGGCUCACCGAUGCUCCAGCGACGUUAUGUGUCAGCAUCGCCGCCGUUGCCGCCGCCACGUCGUGGAUCGGAGAGUGUCCCCGGUUCCCCGCAGCACUUUCGCACCCGCAUCCAUUACACUCCCGAGCCGCAGAGACGCAUCUAUCGGACAAUAGAUCAAUGAGUAGCGCUGCAAAUUAUGGUCAUGUGAUGUUGGUAUGGCUUCGAUGAUGCUGCCCCCGAUGAGGCAGCACUCGACUUGUGAUGCCGACCAACAGCCAACAACAAGAAACAACAACAACAACAACAACAACAACAGCAAACGAAAGUGUUCAAAAGUCUUAUAACGUAUAAGUUAGAGCCGUAGCUAGGUCUUGCGUCUUCUACACGUAAUUCAAACAGAUCACAAAAUGUGCCCUCGUUUUUUGUGUAUUUUGUUUUUUUGUUUCUUGUAUUAGUUCAUGUGUGUGUG